AUGGUUGAUCCAACUGAUGAAGGAUCACAACAUUCUCAAGGUGUACUAGUUGUUCCAUUCAGAAAACCAAAUGCAUCUCUUAAGGCGAUAUUGCUACACGGAAAUCUUGAUGUGUGUGUUAAAGAAGCCAAGAAUUUACCAAACAUGGGGUCUUUUAAUGAGAAAUUUAAGCCGCUUUUGGGGACGAGUGAUCCUUAUGUGACGAUUUCUUUAUCUGAUGCGGUGAUUGGAAGAACAUUUGUUGUGAAUAAUAAUGAGAACCCUGUUUGGAAUCAGCGUAUAUAUGUUAACGUGGCUCAUUAUGCUUCUGAAGUUAUUUUUGUAGUUAAAGAUAAUAAUGUCGUUGGUUCUAAACUUAUAGGAGCUGUUGGGGUUCCUGCUGAUUUAUUGGUUUGUGAUUCGGUUGUUGAAGGUACUUUUCCGAUUUUAAAUGCAAGUGGUCAAGUGUGUAAACUUGGAGCUGUGUUAUCUUUAUCGAUUCAGUACACACCUGUGGAGAAAAUGGCUAUUUAUCGUGAAGGUGUGGGAUGUGAUCCAGAAGUUAAAGGUGUUCCAGGGACUUAUUUUCCUCUUAGAAGAGGUGGGAAAGUUACCCUUUAUCAAGAUGCUCAUGUUGAUGGUAGUAUUCCAAGUUUGAAGCUUGACCGAGGAAUGAAGUAUAUACAAAAAGAUUGUUGGCGUGAUAUCUGUGAUGCCAUAAGACAGGCUCGUCGUUUGAUUUACAUUACAGGGUGGUCAAUUUACCAUAAAGUCCAGCUUGUUCGUUAUGGUAUGAACGCAAGAGAUAGUAUUUUGGGAGACCUUCUCAAAAGUAAGUCAGAAGAAGGUGUAAGAGUUUUGCUUCUUUUGUGGGAUGAUCCUACUUCUAAGAGCAUUUUUGGGUAUAAGACGGAAGGGGUAAUGCAUACUCAUGAUGAAGAAACCCGAGCUUUUUUCAAGAAUUCUUCAGUUCAAGUAUUACUUUGUCCUCGUUCAGUAGGGAAGGGCAAGAAGGAUGCUGAAGCAAUCUUUACCCAUAAUCAGAAAAGCAUUAUAGUGGAUGCUAGUGCUGGUAUCAAAAGAAGGAUAAUGGCAUUCAUUGGUGGUCUUGAUUUAUGCACGGGAAGAUAUGAUACUCCAGAACAUUCUCUUUUCAACACAUUACGGACGCUACACAAAGAUGAUUAUCACAAUCCUAACUAUACAGGGUCAACUGUUGGUUGUCCAAGAGAACCAUGGCAUGAUCUGCACUGUCGAAUUGAAGGUCCGGCGGCUUAUGAUGUACUCAAGAACUUUGAGGAGCGGUGGUUGAGAGCUUCUAAGCCUCGUGGUCUUUCAAAAAUUAAGAAAUUUUCUGAUGAUGUAUUACUUAAGCUAGACAAAAUUCCUGACAUUUUAGGAAUCACUGAUGCUCGUUACACUAGUGAAAAGGAUCCUGAAGGUUGGCAUAUUCAGGUGUUCCGUUCCAUUGAUUCUAACUCCGUGAAAGGCUUCCCAAAAGACUUAAAAGAUGCUUCAAGCAAGAACCUCGUAUGUGGGAAGAAUGUGCUGAUUGACAUGAGUAUACAUUCCGCUUAUGUGAAGGCAAUUCGUUCGGCUCAACAUUUCAUUUAUAUUGAAAAUGAAUAUUUUCUUGGUUCUUCAUAUAACUGGACUGAUCACAGAGGAUUAGGUGCUAAUAACUUAAUACCAAUGGAACUUGCUCUAAAAAUUGCAAAUAAAAUCAGAAACAACGAGAGGUUUGCUGUAUAUAUUGUCAUUCCAAUGUGGCCGGAGGGCUGUCCUACAAAUUCUGCAACUCAACGUAUUCUCUAUUGGCAGCAUCAAACUAUGCAAAUGAUGUAUGGAGUCAUUUACAAGGCAUUAGAAGAGGCAGGACUUGAAAAUAAAUUUGAGCCUCAAGACUACUUGAACUUUUUCUGUCUUGGUGUUCGUGAGUCGCUUGGAGGCAUAGCACCGAUUCUAAAUGGGAAAGACUCAUCUGGCUCUAAUAAGCCUCAAGCACUAAGCAGAAAAAGUGGGCGUUUUAUGAUAUAUGUGAAUUCAAAAGGAAUGAUAGUGGAUGAUGAGUUUGUGCUUUUGGGUUCAGCAAACAUUAAUCAACGUUCACUGGAAGGCACUAGAGACACUGAAAUUGCUAUGGGUGCAUAUCAGCCUCAUCACACUUGGGCUCGCAAGGGUUUUAAUCCAACUGGACAGGUAUUUGGAUACAGGAUGUCACUUUGGGCAGAGCACAUUGGAAAUCUAGAGAGCUGUUUUGAGCAACCCAAUAGCCUCAAGUGUGUAAGAAAGGUGAGGUUGUUGGCAGAACAAAACUGGGACCGGUAUGCGGCGGAUGAAGCAAGUGACGUGACGGCUCAUCUUCUUAAGUAUCCGGUGGAAGUCGAUGGCAAGGGUCAGGUGAACUCUCUCCCUGGCUGCCCAAAUUUUCCAGAUAUGGGCGGCAGCAUUGUGGGCAGUUUUAUGCCUGUUCAAGAAAAUCUCACGAUUUGAAGCUACCAAUUCAAUGUAUUUUUGAAUAAUUAGUGCAUGAGAUCUUUUCCCUUGUUUUUAAUAUAAAUAUUUUAACACAAUGUAUUGGACAUGAAGACGUUGGCGUAUAUAUUUUUUAAUA
Erigeron canadensis is the source of this 2593-nucleotide messenger RNA. Its product is annotated as phospholipase D beta 1-like. NCBI's taxonomy places the organism in Eukaryota, Viridiplantae, Streptophyta, Magnoliopsida, Asterales, Asteraceae. Gene Ontology annotation, molecular function: calcium ion binding; D-type glycerophospholipase activity. The record is from RefSeq and is a predicted model, not a curated record. Gene Ontology annotation, biological process: phosphatidylcholine metabolic process; phospholipid catabolic process. The transcript has 10 exons. The coding region runs from base 1 to 2472 and encodes 823 amino acids. Gene Ontology annotation, cellular component: plasma membrane.